Scylla paramamosain (green mud crab) is the source of this 6204-nucleotide messenger RNA. RefSeq names its product rab GTPase-binding effector protein 1-like. The record is from RefSeq and is a predicted model, not a curated record. The coding region runs from base 1072 to 3837 and encodes 921 amino acids. The transcript is spliced from 19 exons. Gene Ontology annotation, cellular component: intracellular membrane-bounded organelle. Gene Ontology annotation, biological process: endocytosis. Lineage: Eukaryota; Metazoa; Arthropoda; Malacostraca; Decapoda; Portunidae. Gene Ontology annotation, molecular function: growth factor activity; metal ion binding; GTPase activator activity.
AGUUUCCCAUAAAAACGGUGAUGUUGUGUUGAGUAUGGUGUGCAUGUGGAAAUUUAGAAAGGAAUAACGUUUACAAGCUAGUGUUUAGGAUCAAACCAGUAAUUUUCUAUAUAAACCUCUUAAGCGACUUCCAGAUCCCAUUGGGCAUCAUCAGUUGGUAUGUCUGUAUCCUAAUGAAUCACCAGACAGACAUCAACUCUCCAAUAAUUAUGUACAGUACAUAUCAAAAGCAUUGCUUCAUUGACCUAGGAAAUCUGAUCUCAUCGUGAUUGCGGAGCGGAGGUUUGUCUGUCCCUCCCCCCUUGACAAGACACACCAACUCGCCAGUCACUAAUUAUGUAUUGUACACAUCAGAAACAUUGCGUCAUUGACCUAGGAAAUCUGUCUCCUUAUCGUGAUAAAGGGGCGGAGGUCUGUCUGUCCCUCCCCCCAUGACAUCCAUCCGUCUCAUGUUAUCAGCUACAUGUGAUAGAACUCAGUACAAGCCAGCCAUUUCCCGGAGCACGGCCUCUGUUCAGUAUGGUGCCUGAUAGUGCCCGAGUGGCAGUGUUGGUUCAAUAUCGAGAAACUGUUAUUAUUACUACCGGAUGCCAUUGGUUAUCCUGCAUCUUACUGGCGUGAGGAAAUGUAGCUUGGAGUUCAGCCCUUCGUGGUGUUAGCAGUGUUUCAAGGUCGUGAUUCCUAUCAUUACAGUAUGAUGGUACUUGAAGAUUUUACUGAUGACAUUGCGUUUAGCGCUUCAAUCUUGUGAGGAAGGAAUGUGGUAAUUCAACUUACGGUAGAGAUACCAGUAACAUCUGCUUUACUAAGUGUUGCCAUAUCCAAGCACAUUUUUCUCUUGCAGCGAAUAUUAACUUGAAGACUUGGCUGUACUAUACAUCGCAGUGUAGCCUUCGUGCCUUUUGAAAAUCGUGCAGUGAGGUGCCGUAACGAAAGUGAGUAAUGAAGUGACGUGCAAGAUUAUGACGUAAAGUACUAGGAAAAAUUUCAGUUCAGAGACCAGUCUGGAAAGGGAGGCCUGAUAGUGAGGGGUCCACUGUAUCACAAGCAAGAACAGUGGGCACAGCAAACAUGGAUUACUUCACCAGGAAUGGAUACAACAACGUUUUUAACAGUGAUGACAACAACAACACGGGGAGGGUUAAGACUGUCACACGCAGAAUCACACGUUUGUUUACUCCCGAUCUGCCAAACGAGGAGGAGGUAGCUAACGCCGUGGACCAGACGGGCGGCCGCUACGAGGGGGAGAUCAAGAGACUGAAGAAGCUGACGGAGAGACUGGAUGCGGAGAAGCAGCACUACAGGAAACUGUAUGAGAGGCAGCUUGAGGAGUCAGACAUCAGGAACAAGGGGGAGAGCUUGCUGAAUCCUGGGGUGCUGUCAGUUGUCACCAAGUCCCUGGCCAAGCGUGUCCCCAGCCUGAGUCCAUCGACCCUCAGCACCCCAGAGAAGGCCUCCCACAACACCUCCUUCGGGCCCCAGCCGUCCUCCCUCAUCGUGGACUCAGAGAAUCUUGAGGACAGCAUGAAGAAGGUACGGUCACCCAGGAGUCAUGAGGCACAGGAGGAUGCCGACUUGCUACGGUCACUUGUUGAACCCUUGGAGGAGGAGAUUCAUGCCCUCAAGGAAAAGAUCCGUGCCCAGGAUGCCCAGCUGCGUGCCCAUGAGGCCCAGCAAGCAGCAGCCCUCCACACUGCAGACUUGGUGGCUCCCCUUCUCCAGGGCACUGACACAGCCCAGGUGGUGCAGCAGCUUGAUGACAAGCUCAAGGGCAUGUGCAGUACGCUUGAGGCUGAGAAAGCAUCCCGGGCUGAUCUGGAGCUGUACACUGCCAUCCUGAACACCCAGAAGACGGCCCUUACUGAUGAAGUGGACAGGUUACGCUCCCAGAUGACUGAACUGAGACAGUCAUACGAGACAGAGCGGCGUCAGCACAGGGACCUGAAGCACACUUGGCAACGAGCCAAUGACCAAUUCCUGGAGGCCCAGCGGCUGCACCUGGCUGACAUGAGGCGCAUGCAGGUGCUGCUCACCCAGGAUCAGCUGCACAAGUUGGAAGAAGCACAGCAGAGUGAGGAGGCUGCUGCCAGGGCAACACCUCACUUCACACUCACCAACGCCAAGCAGUCCCCCACACACCUGGCCACCCCACCUGCCGUCAAGAAACACGGCCCAUCGCCCACCCCUGAGAAUGAGGUAGAGAGUGACAAAUCCUCCUCACUAUUAGACCUGGAGGAAGAGUCAGCACCCACACCCGUCUCCACCACCACCACCACCACUACUGCCAUUGCCACAACCUCACAAGGGGAGCAGAGUGAUGACCAGAGCAGCGAGACAGAGACCCGCAGCCUGCCCCCAGACUCCCUUGCCCCUGAUGGCCUCAUCCCAGGCAGCAUCUUAGCUGAGCGUUUCAGUCCUGACAAGAUGCCUCAGCUCACACAAGACCAGCAGAAAGCUCUACAGGAAGUGUUCCCAGAUGCCCCAGGCGAGACUCCUCUCACCCCUCAGGAUGAAGACUACCUAGUGAUUGACUUCUCACCCAGUGCAGACUCAAGGAUUGGCCAGGGGCAGGGGCGGCGGGUGGUGAGUGAGGUGGAGUGGAACAUGCUGCAUGAGGAGAUCAGGCGGGCUAGAUCUCACAUGGGACGGUCCUGCCAGCUGUGCACCUCCUAUCAGUCUCAGCUGCAGAAGGCUCAGAGUGAUCACCGGGACACUGAGAAGCAGCGGUUGGAUCUGGAGCGUGCCCUGCAGAGGUACAAAGAGGACCUGGAUCGGGAGGCUCGGUACAGGCAGGUGAUGGAGGAGCGCUGGCAGGGCAUGGCAGAAGACUAUGAGAAGAAAGUAGCAGGGCUGGCCAGUGUAGUCGAGACAGCAGCAGGCAAGCAAAUGGAGUUGGAGACAAAGUUCCGCUCAACUAUAUCCAGCGUCCAUGACAAGCUACGUUCCUUGACUGAGCGCAGGGAGAUUGCCCAGCAGGAGCUUACCAGAUUACAGAAAGAAAAUGAUGACCUGGUGGGCAAGCACAGCAAGCACUCGCAGCAGCUGCAGAAUGAAAUAAUCAACUUACCAGACAAUAUGGAGGAUAUGCAGUUGCUAUUGUUGCGUUACCGAGAGGACAUCAUUGAAGCAAAGGUGUCUAAGGAACAUCAGGAGGAAAGCCUUAAGUCAGAGAUCCUCUUCCUUAAGGACCGGGUGCUGGCAGAGCAACACGAGAAGAACACCAUCGAGGACCGCUUGUCAUCUGAGAUAGAUCAGCUCAGAGAAAAAGUGGCAUUGCUGGAGAGCCUGGAGAGUCAGAUGAAGCUGGAGCGCAGGACAAGGGUGGAAAGUGAUGCCCAGGUGCGGGACCUUGAGACAAAACACACAGAGUCACAGCUCAAGAGUCAGCAGAUCAUCACUGGCCUCAAGACGCAGGUGGCUGAGCAGACACAGAUGAGGGCUCGUCUGGAGGCUGAGGUGGUGGAGCUGCGGGGGAGGGUGUCAACACUCCAGCAUGACCUUGACACCUCAGAGGCUGUCCAGAGAGAUUUUGUGCGCCUCUCCCAGUCACUGCAAGUUCAACUGGAAAAGAUUAGGCAGAGUGAGAAGGAGGUGCGGUGGCAACACGAGGAAGACCAGGAGGAAUGCAACAGCUGUAAACAAAGAUUUUCUGCCAUGGGCCGGAGAAAGCAUCACUGCCGUCACUGCGGCAAGAUUUUCUGUAAUGAAUGUGUCAGCAAAACAGUGCCAAGCGGUCCCCACCGGAGACCCUCUCGAGUGUGUGACGUGUGCCAUACCCUCCUGGUGCAGGAUGCCACCCCAUACUUCAGCUCAGAGCCCCCACACUCCCCAGACUGACCACCUUAACCAUCCCAAUCCUUCACCACCACUUACCUCGAGUGACUUUCCAUACUGAAGGCGACUGUGCCAUGGAAGGUUUCCAUUCCUCCCCAAUGAGCCUGUCUGUUCCUUCAUCCACCCAUGGCUGUCUGCAACCCCUCGGACCCCAAGUCACUGAGGGGCCUCACUGGUGCACUUCUCCCCAGGUUGUGUUUCAACAAUUCCAGCUGGUGGGCCAUGCAAGCAACUAGUCAUGCAGUUUGUUAAUGUCGUCAGCUGUGGUUCCCUGUGCCACCACAGGCCUUGCUGUGCUGGGUGGAGUCUGGGUGACUGGAUGCUGGGUUUGGGCAAGUGAGCGUGUGGUAAAAACCCAGCUGAACAAAUCUAGUUCCUUUUAAAGAGGAACAGUUUAGAGGUAAUGGUGUUUUUGUCCCUUACUAUAGAGUCAUUUUAUUUCCCAUACAUCACCCUGUGUUUCUUUGAUGGCCUAAUCUUCCACAAGUGACUCCAGACUCAUAGUAGUUAGUUCUGUUAGAUCAGAUGCUUCUCUGAAGAAAAUGUGCUGAAUGCUAUUUAUGACUCCUUACACUUAAUUUCCAAAUCAGUCCUGCCUUAUCAACUAUCUCCUGUCCUCAAGGGUUUGCUACAGCCAUAAAGAGAAUUGUGAAUAUGUAUAAAAGUUAGAAUUAUUGAUCAUUACCUAGAUCUGUUGUGGCAGUGUUUAUAUUUAGUCCUGACAAGAGUUUUAUAUUUUCUACACAUAUAUAAAUAUAUAUACUAUAGUGUGUGUGUGUGUGUGUGUGUGUGUGUGUGUGUGUGUGUGUGUGUGUGUGUUAUUGCAGGACAGAAAGGGGGGCUCUAGUAUUGAAUUUUAUAUAUAUUACAGCAGGAAGUUCAAGAGACAAAGCACUAGUAACAGCAGUAAUAUUUCAGAUAAUAAAUCCUUCUAAAGUUACUAUUUUAAAUCCUAUAUUGUUACUCGUUUAAGUAAAUUGCUCCUCACUGAGUGCAUCUAACAAGAUCCAGUUCAUGUUGACCUAACCAUGUCUCACCUCAUUCCUUUCAAAUGACCUAACCACCUGUCUCACCUCAUUCCUUUCAAAUCCAGAUACAGUCAGCAUGCAGUCAGAAUAGUGUUCACAGACAGGAAGAUAAGCAGACCAUUAGGGCAGCACACUGGCAUAUAUAUUCCAUAGAGUAAUGAAAUUAAAUAGGCUAAAAGCCUGAGUUUGUAUGUGUGUAUGUAAGGAAGGGCCUGUGUCUAAGGGAGGAGGCUGUGAGUGAGUAAAUGCAGUGGUACCUUGGUUAUCAAUGUAUCGGAAAACCCACACUUGCUAAGCCAACCAACAGAGGCUGCAUUCAUGCCUCGUGGUUCUCAAGUACAUAUUCCUAAACAUUUCAGUGUCUGAUGUUCACUACUUUUAACAGGGUUUAUGGGAAAUUAGUGGAGAUUUCAAGGAUAUUUUCAUUAUUCUAGUGACAACUUAAGAAUUAUGUACUAUCAGAAGGAAAAGACCACACAUAAUCUGACUAAUCAUUUGAGUGGCCCAUAAAAAUAAUCCUAAUGAGAGCACACUGCUUUUAAGAAUACAGGAUCUAAAAUCAUGAAACAUUCCUCCCUAACUUGUUGAAUGGUCAAAGCAACUGACUCAUUUGGGGCUUCCAGAUACAAGCACUGACUCCACAGCCUUGUGCCGAGCAAUUGUGCAGCACACUUUGUUAACAAUUUUGAUAUGUUUUGGUUUGUUUGUUUGCAUUGUAGCUCUAGAUGCUCUAUGGUGACCUUGUGCUGUGCAGUACAGUGUUGCAGUUUGAUAGUGCAGCUUUUGUUAAAUGUAAUGCAAAAUUAGCCAAACCUUUAUAUAAUUCUUUCUUCUGAGUGACGUAUGGUACACUAUUUUAUCUGUAAUUGAUGAAUGGCUACAUUGUUGGCAGUGUGAACAGUUUGGGAUUGAUUAAUUCAGAUGCCUCUGGUGAAUGAGGACAUUGUAAUCUGCACUGAAAUGGAAGGUUCAGAUAACUAAGAUACCACUGUUUUUUUUUUUUUUUUAUCAUUUAAUGUAAUGUUCCUCAACUCAGUCUUACCUAUAUUCAUGCAUUGCCUGAAACUUUUAAUGCAAUAGAAGUGUUUAAUUAUAGCAGAUAUGUAUUUUAAGGAUCAUGGUGACAGUGGGUAAUGUGCUGCAUUAUUUUUAAGACUUUUCUGAUCAAUUCUUUGUGGUGGCUAAGUUUUUAAGUCUGGGAACAGGAGAUAAAUUGUCCCUAAAUCAAAACAUAUUGUUAGACCAUGGCAAGUAUUUGUUUUGUUCACCAUAAAUUUGCAUUGAGAGAAGGUGCAAUUGUACUUGGGAAGGUGUACAUAAUUAGUGUAAAUACCUUUAUAUA